Molecule: messenger RNA, 604 nt
Organism: Triticum urartu
Lineage: Eukaryota; Viridiplantae; Streptophyta; Magnoliopsida; Poales; Poaceae
Gene: PSBX
Product: photosystem II subunit X
Biological process (GO): photosynthesis
Cellular component (GO): photosystem II; membrane
Source: RefSeq, a predicted model, not a curated record
CGCCAACCAUCCCGUCCCCCACACACCUCACGCCGCGCGCCAAGCCAAGAAGAAGACGCACCCACGCAGCACGCACGCCAUGGCCGCCACCGCGUCCCUGUCCGCCGUCGCGGCGCCCCUGUCCGUCGCCGGGCUCAAGAAGGCCGCGUCGUUCCGGCCCCUGCCGGUGGCCAGGGCCGGCAGGCCCGCGGCGAGGAUGACGGCCGUCCGGGCGUCCUCCGCGUCCGUGCAGGAGAAGCUCACGGCCGGGCUGACCGCGGCGGCCGUGGCGGCGGCGCUGGUGCUGCCCGAGGUCGCGGAGGCCGCGUCCCCGGGGCUGUCCCCGUCGCUCAAGAACUUCCUGCUCAGCAUCGUGUCCGGCGGGGUCGUCUUCGCCGGCAUCGCCGGGGCCGUCGUCGCCGUCUCCAACUUCGACCCCGUCAAGAGGACCUGAUCAUCUUACUGGAUUCUCAUGGCAGGUCGCCUCGCUUUGUAUCUCGAUGAAUCUCUUUGCUGUGUUUUAUUCGGAGACUCUGUACGUAGAAGAGAUCCAUGACAAUGGAGUUCUGAUUAAUGGCUGUGUAUACUCUGGUUCGUCUGCUUAAACUGUUGCUUGCGGGCUGUA